CAUCACUUUAUUGUUUCGUUGUUUACGAUCGUCAACCAUUCGCAAUUACUACUGAUCGUUCGGUAGGAAGAACAUUUUGUCUCUGACACUACUAAACGAAUAUAAGUUAAUCGAUAAUGGGGCAAGUUAAAAAUUUGGAAACAGAUAGCAUUUCACCUGACACCGAAAAUAUAAUAAAAGAAUGUACUAAUAUCGCUGAUGAAGCUAACAAACGAUACAAAUGUACCUUCCCUGAGUGUAGCUUAUCUUUUCUUAGACCAUCACGAUUAGAACGACAUAUUAGAGUUCACACAGGAGAGAGACAUUUUAAGUGUUCAUAUCCUGAAUGUAAUAAGGCUUACACAAAUAAUUGUCAUUUAAAGAGGCAUAUGAAAUUCCAUAGUAUACAAUUACAUAGGUGUCCAGAAUGUGAAUUGUACCUCAGGAAUCAGCAUAAUUUGAAACGUCAUUUUAAUAGAAUGCACAAGGAUCUUGAUAGAUUGACUUGUAAAGAAUGCAAAAAAGUUUUUCCAAAAAAAUAUCAGCUUCAAAGGCAUAUGACAGAACACUCUACCUCAUAUACAUGCAAAAUGUGUAAUAAAACUUUUACAAAUAUAAGAAAGUUUAACAGACAUAAGAAGAGUCAUGAACCAGGAGACAAACAAUACCCUUGCCCUGUGUUGGGAUGUACUGAAGUUCUUGGCAAGUGGCUAUUUCUUCAAGCUCACAUUAAAACACAACAUGUGAAUGAUCACAGAUGUAAGGACUGCGACAAAGUAUUCUUAAGUAGAAAUCACUUGAGAAAUCAUUCUAUUAUUCAUGUAAAGGAUAGACCUCGUUUGUCUUGUCCAUAUGACAAAUGCCCGCGUGUGUACAUGACUCAAAGCACUUUAACAACGCACAUACGAAUUUAUCAUUUAGAUAAAAAAUUCGAGUGUGAUAUAUGCAAAGUAAGGAUUGGAACGAAAUCAAACUUAAGAUUUCAUAUUGAGAAGCUACAUAUGUCGGAGAGAAAGAUCAAGGAGAUAAAAAGAACGCAACGGAAAAGACGAAAAGAUAUUGGAAUACCAACUAGGAGUGCGGUGUCCAAGUUGGUUGGAGUUAAUUUACCACCGAAAAUAGAGAAGUUAAUACUAGAAAGGAAAGAACCAAUAGAAUACUUAAACCAGUUUGAAAUAGUGACAGAAGAACCCAAAACUGAUUCGUGAUUAAUUAGAUUCAUAAGAGAACUAAUUAAAAUUCUUAAUUCGCAAAGUA
Molecule: messenger RNA, 1236 nt
Organism: Ceratina calcarata
Lineage: Eukaryota; Metazoa; Arthropoda; Insecta; Hymenoptera; Apidae
Product: zinc finger protein 888
Exons: 4
Coding region: 117-1187 (356 amino acids)
Biological process (GO): regulation of transcription by RNA polymerase II
Cellular component (GO): nucleus
Source: RefSeq, a predicted model, not a curated record